Molecule: messenger RNA, 2886 nt
Organism: Pleurotus ostreatus (oyster mushroom)
Lineage: Eukaryota; Fungi; Basidiomycota; Agaricomycetes; Agaricales; Pleurotaceae
Exons: 7
Coding region: 1-2886 (961 amino acids)
Biological process (GO): establishment of cell polarity; septin ring organization
Cellular component (GO): mating projection tip; division septum; nucleus
Molecular function (GO): guanyl-nucleotide exchange factor activity; protein binding
Source: RefSeq, a predicted model, not a curated record
AUGGCUUCAGUCGCAGGCCGCAAAAAAUCCAUAGCUUCCACUACAGGCCUUCAAAUUGACACCCCCGUCGCCAACAACACCCUCCUCAAUAAAUCCGCCUCCCAAACAGUCUCCCUCUACCAGAAAUGCUCAGCGCUCCGGAACAACCUCAUGCGCAUUGAGGGAUUCUCUCCCUUCUUCACCAUAGCUGCUUCAUCGGAUUCGAGGCGGUCGACCGACCCCGUGGCCCAAGUAUGGGACGUGCUCUCCCUCGGUAUCACACUAUGCUUCCUCUACAACAAAGUCACCUUCGAAAACCACGACCCGGUGCCAGAGCAUCACUUCGAGAAUUGGGAUAAUUCAGAGAAGGCGAACAAGCGAUUCGUCGCUUGGUUCAUCAUGCGGAUUAAAGGGAUGCAGUUGGCAGGGUGGGAAGGAUGUGAAGAGUUCACGAUAUCAGACCUUCGGACCAGGGAAUCCACGGAUGGAUUGGUCAAGGCUGUAGAUACUGUCAUAGCCUUGGUUGACCACCUACCACUUGACGCCUUCGAAGCUACCCCGCCUUCCCCGCCUUACAUCACUUCACAAUCAUCUACUGACUCUCUGACGUCCGACGCCGCACCCGUGGUUGCACCCAACGCGCGAGAAAAAGACCGCAACCAUAUCAUCCGAGAAAUUGUUGAGACAGAACGCAAGUAUGUUCAAGACCUUGAAGUCAUGCAGAAAUAUUCUACUGCGCUCGCUCAAGGCAAUUUCAUGGAUUUGGAUACCAUCUAUCUCCUUUUCCCCAACCUCAAUAAGUUACUCAACUUCCAGCGGAAAUUCCUCAUUCGUUUAGAGGGUAUGGCUGAACUACCCUGGCCGGAUCAGCGCUGGGGACAAGCGUUUUUGGAUUGCGAAGAGGAGUUUAUCGUUUAUGAACCAUAUUGUGCCAACUACAACUCGGCGUCCGAGCUUAUGAUGGCGAAUGAGGAUACACUAUCUGCCCUCAACCACUUGAUCAACGUCAAGGGAGAACUUGCCGCAUUCCUAAUCAAGCCGGUCCAGAGGAUAUGCAAAUAUCCAUUGCUCCUUGAUUCGCUCAUCAAGGCAGCUAGCCCUGACGAUUACCCACAUUAUGAAGAGCUCAAGGAAGGCUCAGUUGCUGCGAAACGUAUCACCGAUAAGAUCAACGAAGCGCAACGGCGAGCAGAUAAUGAGCAGACGGUGCGAAGCUUGCAAGAGCGAGUUGGAGAUUGGAAAGGGCACCAUCUUAAUAACUUCGGCGAACUUCUCUUGGACGACAUCUUCGUUGUGACGAAAUCUGAAGUCGAUCGCGAAUAUCAUGUCUUCCUCUUCGAGAAGAUUAUCCUUUGCUGCAAAGAGGCUCAAGCCCCUCCGCCAAAUAGCGCCAAGAAGGUCUCCAAGAAUAACUCUAUUCUGAAGAAGCAACCGGGCACGCCUGGUUCGUCUAUGGCAGGAUUGCCCGGCCAGCCUCAACGGAAAAACACGCCUCUCCUCCUCAAAGGCCGAAUCUUCCUCAACAAUGUUACCAAAGCCGUCCCAACUAACCCCCGCAACUCCGUUUCUUCCUCUAUUCCCCCUCAAUAUCCCCUUGCCGUAUGGUGGCGAGGCGAUGACGACCUUGAGUACUUUACUCUACGUUGUCGAAGAGAGGAUCAGAUGAAGCAAUGGGAGUCCACGAUAAAUCGCCUCAUACGGGAGGCCGCUCAACGGCGCGCCUCCGAACGUGGACUUUCUAGAAUUGCUACCAACCAUCACAGUUACACCAGCAACAGCACAAACCCCGCCCAAAGCCGACAACCAUCAGCUUCCUUCUCGCAUCACGUCACCACCCCAUCAACUGGUUCACAGCUCAGCAGCUAUCCCAAUUCCGCCCUCCCCGCCCAUCCUGCCAAUGGUCGUCUGCGACGUUUGAGUCCUUACGGCGACGAGAUGCAACAACUCAACGGAUACGCCAGUGGUCAAACAACCCCUUACCCCGGCGGUCCUCAAGGCUAUCCUCCACACGAGGGCUUUGAGUUCGAACCCGAUGAGGACGAGUAUGAGGAUUAUCCUCCUGUAAACAACUACGCUUCGUCAGGACGUGGAACACCUCUUGGCACGCGUAGGGAGAACGCCAUGAGCAUGCCUCCGGAACGCAAUGGCAUGUCCGGCUUCGAUCGAUCACGGCCGCAGACAGAAGAUUCAAAUGGCCCCAAUAUGGGGCAAUGGCAUCCGGCCUCGGCGUCACUGCGGCCCAUCCCACCGCGACUUCAAUCAUCAUCAAGCGUCGCUAGUUAUGCAUCAGAGUCGAACCUCAGCAACGGUGUUUCAAGUAACGCCAGUAGGACAAGACCUCCAUUACGGAGUCAAUUUAGUUCGACGCGUCUCAGGAAUCCACAUGAUCCAAUUCCCAAUGGAUUGCCUCCUCCACCAAUCAACCGAUCACGUAGUGCAAGCCAACCCAGCGCUUACAUCCCGCAAUCCGUACCUCCACCGCUUCCGACACAAUGGGAUCCGCGACCUACCGUCACGACGACUGGUAAGCGUGGAAGCGGAUCAAGCGAAUCAACAGGCGAUAGCUCGGAGUACUCGCCUAACAGUUCUUCCCCAAUCACGCCAUACGGUUCAACAGAUUCUUCGAUUGAUAGAGUCGGCAUGCGCAUGCCCCCUGUGAAGAUAAAGGUCCACUUCAAUGAGGAUAUCUUCGUGAUACAGGUGUCAAGGCAUACAGAAUACGAUGAGCUCGUGGAGAAAGUGGGGCGAAAGAUCCGAUUAUGCGGGCCUCGACGAGAUGAUGGGCCUCUACGGGUCAAAUACAAGGACGAAGAUGGCGAUAUGGUCUCCCUUGGCUCAACAGAAGACGUCCAGAUGGCCUUCGAGCAAUAUCGUCCUGGCGGCCAAGUGACUCUCUUCGUCCAAUAA